GCACACCGGAGGAAAAACCCCCGCAAUACUAAAGACUGCCAUCGUUGAAAUUUUCAAUCAACAACCGAUCUUCUCGUGGCUGCUUUCCCUUUAUCCGUAUCUAUCUUCGUAUCUAAUACCUUUUCCUUACUCUGCGAUUCAACAGAUCUUCUCGGUGAGUGGGUGUUGGCAUUAGGAUUUUCUGCGGCAGUAAAAUAUGGCCAAGAGCUCCUUCAAGAUUGAGCAUGAUUUUGAAAAGAGGAGUGCUGAGGCUGCCAGAAUUAGGGACAAGUAUCCAGAUAGAAUUCCAGUGAUUGUGGAAAAGGCGGAGAGAAGUGAUAUUCCUAACAUCGAUAAGAAGAAAUAUCUUGUUCCGGCCGACUUGACAGUAGGUCAAUUUGUCUAUGUUAUCCGAAAGAGAAUCAAACUAAGUGCAGAAAAAGCAAUCUUCAUAUUUGUGGACAACGUGCUUCCACCUACAGGAGCGAUAAUGUCAACCAUCUAUGAUGAAAAGAAAGAUGAAGAUGGGUUUCUCUAUGUCACGUACAGUGGGGAAAACACAUUUGGGUAGGCAGUUUAUGCUGCAGCUUGAGCUUACUACCAAGAUAUUAUCAUCAUUUUCAUAUAUAUAUAUAUCACUGCCUCAAGAUAUAUAAUGUUGCCCCGUCUGUAUAUGUAUAUAAUUUGUAUAUAGCUCUGCCACAGACUGCCGUGUCAGACUGAAAUAAUUCAAAUUUUAUUAAGUAUGAAUUCUUGCUUUAGAGCUUGAUUGAUUCCUUGCUUUA
Molecule: messenger RNA, 764 nt
Organism: Carica papaya (papaya)
Lineage: Eukaryota; Viridiplantae; Streptophyta; Magnoliopsida; Brassicales; Caricaceae
Product: autophagy-related protein 8f
Source: RefSeq, a predicted model, not a curated record